Ostrinia nubilalis (European corn borer) is the source of this 2111-nucleotide messenger RNA. RefSeq lists its product as uncharacterized. NCBI's taxonomy places the organism in Eukaryota, Metazoa, Arthropoda, Insecta, Lepidoptera, Crambidae. Bases 16 to 2016 code for a protein of 666 amino acids. The transcript is spliced from 2 exons. The record is from RefSeq and is a predicted model, not a curated record.
GCCAGGAAAAACAAGAUGGUGGCGGUAGAGUCGUACGUGAAGAGCCACUUCCGCCGCUCGUCGCCGCACGCGCUCGGCGUGCACAAGGCGCGCGUGCCGCUCGUGCCCACGGACCUCGACCUGUCGUCAGUCGCGUCGUCCCCGACGGCGGAGGAGUCGACGGCGAUCGGCAGCAAGCUGCACAGCAUCAUCGACAGCAUGAUCCACGCCGCGCCCGCGCCGCUGUCGGCGCUGCGCGAGAGCCGCGAGAGCAGCUCGCGCGACCCCGACGAGCCCGACGCCUACUCCCUCGGGAACCUCUCGCGCCAGGCCUCCUCCGUCGACUCCGACUACCGCGCCGACAUAUUCGAGGACAAGAACGUCGAGACGGCCGUCGAGAGCUUCCAGGACAAGCGGGACCUCACGCCCGAAGAGGAGUCCAAAUCCUCGGAAACGAAGUACGACCGCGAGUCGAACGUUUCCUCCGGCGAGCUCCAGAAGCUGGAGGACGCCCUCCACGGCCGCGUGUCGGUGGGAUCCUUUCGGCAGCUGAGAAUGAACGACUUCGCGCUGACGCCCAAGCGAUCGUUGCAGCGAGCGCUGGUCGUCCGUUCCGGCGACGUUGUGCUCAAAUCUUCGAUAUCCAAAAGCCUGAAACUGAGCAGCUCCCGCUCUGACGUCUCCGCAGAUUUAAACACGUUGCCAGCCCUUGGAAAUUCUCAACUGGGUUGGAAUUUUCGCAGCAACAUCCCGAUGCAAAUCGCGACCGUCGGGUACGCGUUCCCCGAUUACCACGCGGCCUACUGCGAACCGAAUACGGCGAUCAAAUCCUUGGACAAUAUUUUCAAACUGGGAAUCUCUCUGAGCAGCUCGUCCACAAAAAACAAAAAGUCUGAUAAGACGAGUCAGUGUUUUAAGGGAUCACAGUCGAAGUGCGAUACUCAAGAUAAUACAGCAUCGUCUCUGAAUACUGCUGACGCGAUGCCUGUAAUGAGAAUGAAGCAAAUGAGUAUUGCGUCGGUUUCCACGGAAGCUCGUCUGUUUGAUAAUAUUGAAAAAACUUGUGGCGACUGUUCAAUUGUAGUACCAGAAAAACGCCAGACCGAAGUCGAAAAGGUGAAGACUGAAAGUAACGCUGAAAGUAUAGAUUGCACUUCAUCUUUGGACAUGCUUGUUGGACUUCUGAACGAAAUCCAGAAAAUAACCACGGGCCAUAUCACUGACACUGUACAAUAUGCGGACGAGCAGGAUUGCAAAGAGCUGGAGGAUGUCAUAAAUGGCAACGAUGCAAUGAAGGAUACGGCGAAAAAUAUUGACUCUCACGAAUUGGUCUCCAUCGCAUCCUUGGACAAAAUGAGGCAGUUGGAAUCUAGCCCGAGUAUUUAUUCUCUGUACUUGUCCGAUGGCGAUAAAGAGUCGAUUGAGGAGAAGAUUGGGAUUCCGCGACUGACUACCAGCUUAAAAAGCGUACUGCGUCACGAAAUACCGAUUCACGUGGACAAAGAAGUUGGCGCUGAUUUCCCAGUGAGGGAAUACACGAGUACUUUUACUGACGUGCCAUCAACGUUUUUCCCUAUUACCAUAACUCACAGCACUAAUGUCACUAAUUCUCUAAUCGGGAUUCUGAGUAAGCCAUCAAGCCAAACAAUGUUUUCGCUCGAAGACUAUGAAAGUGCGUGUGCGGACUCUACCUUAAAUUGUAAAAAGAUUAUGGAAAUCACAGAAGAGUCUAAAACUACUCAAAUCUGUGAAACGCCUGUGAUUGCGUAUCCUGAUAGCGAGAAACGUGUGGAGACUUUUACUGAACAGCAGGUGGAGGUAUACAGUGAUGUUGUUAUUGAAAAUGUAUCAAUCAUGGAGGUGCACAAAGCUAAAACUGAGAUGAAUUUAUUUAGCAAUUAUACCAAUUACCACAAGAGUUCAGACUUUGAUCCAUUAAUUAAAAUGAAGCGCGAUCUUUUAGUAACAAUUUACUCGAUGCUGGUUUUGACUGUAUUUGCUGCCUUGUCGUUUCCAGAACUUGUGUACCAUGUCUGAACUGUGAAUGUAAGCUUUUAUUUGGAUGUCUUUAUAUGAAACUUAUUUAUUUUGGUAUUUAUUGUUUAGUUGAAAAAUACAAGUAUUUAUUACAA